AUAUCGACAACGCGGAUGCUUCAACUAAGCUAACAGACUCAGCGCAGACCCUGCCCGGCAAGAUCAACAUCUCAGUUACGACUCAUGGCACCGACAAGGACCUCGCGCCCGGUCCGGCCAAAUCUACUAACAACAGAACGGAUGGAGUGACCGGCGUCGCCUCUUUCGAGAAGUCCUUGAGCUUAAGCGUGCUCCACGCAAACCGAAUGCCAAAGACGAUAUAUCUGUGAACAACAGGUCGCGAAGCAAGCUUUCCGUUCCUCAUCCUGGCGUGCGGCCCCGCUCGAUGAGUCCCGGGAGAGGCAGCGCCGCAGCAACGAAAGAAGAGACAGGACCAUGGAAGUUGAUCGCGGAUUCCUUUGAUUUUGACGACGCCGCGACCGAAGACCGGGUGCAAACCGUGACCCCGUACAAAAAGAACCCAGGCCACGCCGAGAGUUUCGUUGACCUGAGGAACGUAAGCUCCACGAUCUACAGUCCGCACGUGAUGACCCACGUCGGCGGUGGCGAGGACCCUCAGAACACAAGGUAUUUUGGAGAGCUCUACAGGAUGAAUAUGUCCCAGCAAAGCAUUGAACAAGCCCACUUCGGCUGCGGAACAAUCUGCCAGCCUUCACCCCGCCGGAUCGAUAUGCGUCCCACUACUCAACCUUCACCGUGCCGGCAGGCGAGGCAAGCUCCGAGCCAUGAAUAUUUCCGAAUAUCACCUCUCCGAGACGGCGGUCGCUCAUCCAUACACCUUCCACAUCCAAGUCAUCGCCACCAAGGACGGGUUGGACCGAACCUUUGACCUGUCACGGAAGCAAUACGAAACGGCGACCGCCAUGACACUGGCGUUUCGGACAACAACGGACCAUCCAGCAGGCGAUAUCUACGUCCUCGCCCGGGUUUAUAACGUG
This is a messenger RNA of Parathielavia appendiculata, 899 nucleotides long. RefSeq lists its product as uncharacterized. Bases 287 to 790 code for a protein of 167 amino acids. The transcript has 2 exons. The record is from RefSeq and is a predicted model, not a curated record. NCBI's taxonomy places the organism in Eukaryota, Fungi, Ascomycota, Sordariomycetes, Sordariales, Chaetomiaceae.